GAUGCCCGCCGCCGCUCGGGCUGACAUUUCCUCUCGCGAGGUGCGAUGAUGAGGCGCGCGUCUGGGUUUUAAUUCCAACAGAUUAACCGCGUCCUGAUGCUGUCAGAGGAGGCAGGAGCACACGCAAACACCGCCGGGUUUUCAUGUGCGCCCGAUCAUUUAUUUCUUCCUUCUCUGAAGUCGCACCUUUCUUUCUUCAUCGUGGGAACUUCUUGUUUCAGAGCGGGCCUCUUCCUCGGUUUCUACAGAAAUGCCCGGUUUCGGAUUUGUUGAUUUGUUGAUCGGUUCUCCCGUCCCUCGGCUCAGCGUCUCACCGGACAUGGACCUCUUGGUGGAGGGUGGCGACACGCAGAGCAGCCUCUGACGGGACGGACGGUGACAGCGCUCCUGUGAUCUCCAUGGGGAUACACGGCGGUUCCCGGAGCACCAGACGGACCCUUUAACCCGAGCCCCCGCUGGACGGAUCAGGACAUUACGGCGCGUAAAAUACAGCCGGCUGUGAAACGCUUCAGACACCGCAGAUAAACAGCGACUCCGUCUCUACCUGUGGCGGAGACGCGUCGCCAUGGUGCACUGCGCGGGGUGCGACAGGCCCAUCCUGGACAGGUUCCUGCUCAAAGUUCUGGACCGGACCUGGCACGUCAAGUGCGUGACGUGCUGCGAGUGCAAAAGCAAUUUGACCGAGAAGUGUUUUUCUAGAGACGGGAGACUCUACUGCAAGACGGACUUCUUCAGGAGGUUUGGCACAAAGUGUGGCGGCUGCUCUGAGGGCAUCUCCCCCAGCGACCUGGUGCGGCGCGCGCAGAGCAAGGUGUUCCACCUGGGCUGCUUCACGUGCGUCAUGUGCAACAAGCAGCUGUCCACGGGCGAGGAGCUGUACGUCCUGGACGAGCUCAAGUUCAUCUGCAAGGAGGACUACCAGAACAGCCAGGGCCGCGACACCGUGCUGCUGUCAGUGACGACGUGCAGCGACCCGAGUCUCUCCCCGGACCCGCAGGACCCGCUGGCUGACGACGGCAAGGAGUCGGAGGGCGGCCCGCUGUCGGACAAGGAGGGCGCCAACAACGAGAACGAGGAGGCGAGCGUGGCGGGAAAGCGGCGCGGGCCCCGGACCACCAUCAAGGCCAAGCAGCUCGAGACGCUCAAGGCGGCGUUCGCGGCCACGCCGAAACCCACGCGCCACAUCCGGGAGCAGCUGGCUCAGGAGACGGGGCUCAACAUGCGGGUCAUCCAGGUAUGGUUCCAGAACCGCCGCUCCAAGGAGCGCCGCAUGAAGCAGCUCAGCGCGCUGGGCGCGAGGCGACACGCGUUCUUCCGGAGCCCGCGCAGGAUGCGGAGCCUCGGGGAGCGCAUGGAGCCCGGGGAGCUUCUGGCCGGGGGGCCCUUCUCCUACUAUGCAGACUACCCAGGUGAGUACUACGGCUCCGGGGGAAACUACGAGUACUAUCAGGGCCCCCCGUCCUCCCAGGCCCAGACCCCCGCAGACCUGGGGUACGUCCCCUCCUCCGUCCCCACCGGCACCCCGCUGGGGGGCAUGGACCCGCAGCACCACCACCACCACCAACACCCCCACCACCAGCACCAACACCCCGGGCACCAGGACGUCCCGUGCUACUCGGACAUCAUGUCGGCCUCCCACCACCACCACGCCGCGGACUCGCCGAGUCCAGAGCCUAACGGGCCCGGAUCCAACGGCCCCGGGUCCAUGGGGCCCGGCUCCAUGCGCAGCGUGUCCAGCGACAUGUGUGGUUCGUCCGGGACCCCGUUCACGGUUCUGUCGCUCAGCGAGAACGGAUACACGAACCAGCUGUCCCAGCCAUCCUCCGAGGUCAGCGAGGGGACCGUCUGGUAGCAGCAGGACCGCGGGAACACCGGGGACUCGACAGAACCGGACAACCGGGACUCGACAGAACCUUAGCGCCGGGUACUCGACCGAAACAGGAACACCGGGGACUCGACAGAAACGGGCCACCGGGGACUCGACCGAAACGGAGCAACGGGGACUCGACUGAACUGGAGCACCGGGGACUCGACCGAACUGGACAACCGGGGCUCGACAGAACCGGACCACCGGGAAUUGACCACAGCACCGAACCGGAUAAAACGGGAUUGAUAAUAAUAAGAAAAAAGAAUGAAAGGCAAAUGUAAUGCUAUAUCUUCUGAAAUAAUUUGUUAAUGUAUGUUUUAAAGAUGCGUUAUUUAUAUUAUUUAUUUAGUCAUAGUUUGCGCUUUAUUUAUGUAUUUAUUUGGGCUAUUUAUUUAUUUAUGUAUUUCUUUAUGUGGCCUAUUUAUGCAGGUAUUUAUUUAUUUAUCUACUCUUAAAUUAAUAUAUUAGAUGAAAAGCAGAACGUUAUUUCAUCAUUACAGUCUCUGGGCCAUAAAACAUUUAACGAAAAUGAUUUUCCACAUUUCCUAUAAUAUAUUGUUUUUUAUGUUAACAUCAGUCUUAUAUGGGCCAAAACAUUCAAAUGUUAACUUUUUUUUAAGAGUUAUCGACUAAUUAAACCCAUUUCUCAUGUGUAUUAACCGAUGAUCAUUUGACCAAAUGCCUUCUCUCAGGGCCAGGGUGCAUUGUGAAGAACCGAUCGAUAUUUAUCUCCUCUCUGUAAUGUUAAUGAUUUGGUACCCAGCACACAGGUUUGCCUUUAAAAGGACAACACAAAACCUAAAUAUGAAUAAUGACUUUGAAAGGUAUUAAACAAUAACACACAGUUGUACAGAGCAGUCCACGGUUUACUUGAACAGUAUUCAGGGUUUGAAUAUCGACCACCUUUGAAAAAAAUAAAAAUACUCUCGAUUUAAAUACAGAUAAGACGAUUAUUGCAAACAAACCAAACUUUUGUAUUUAUUCUGUUUGUGUGGUUCCUCACUGUGCUAGUUUGUAUUAUUGUGUUUAAAAUAAGUAGAAAAACAGUUGCCAAAUAAACUUCAGCACAAACACUACAAA
This is a messenger RNA of Gadus macrocephalus (Pacific cod), 2947 nucleotides long. RefSeq names its product LIM/homeobox protein Lhx1-like. Gene Ontology annotation, molecular function: DNA-binding transcription factor activity, RNA polymerase II-specific; RNA polymerase II transcription regulatory region sequence-specific DNA binding. Bases 566 to 1852 code for a protein of 428 amino acids. Lineage: Eukaryota; Metazoa; Chordata; Actinopteri; Gadiformes; Gadidae. Gene Ontology annotation, biological process: regulation of transcription by RNA polymerase II; neuron differentiation. The record is from RefSeq and is a predicted model, not a curated record. The transcript is spliced from 5 exons. Gene Ontology annotation, cellular component: nucleus.